GCUAAAUUUUGCAUACACUCUAAAUAGCCGGCGCACCCUAGAGAAAAUUUUUUAAAAUUUAUUCAAGGUUAAGUAAAAUAGAGGAAGACAAAUCCAGAAGGUAAAAUUUGUACAACGUUCUUCAUAAUUCAUACAGUAAUUUAACAAAUUUUAUCUUUUGUUGUCAAUCUAUUUUUUACUCAACCCUGAGCAAAUUUUACUUAAUUUUAUUUAGAGUGUAACUCGAUAUCCGCCGAGUUACUAUUUUUUUAAUGAUUAGCGAGGGGUUUUGCCACCAAUGGAUAAUUAGUCAAAAACUUGCGUACAAAACACACGUGACGAAUUUGGUAGAUGAGAUUUUUAAUUAAUUUUAUUCAAAAUAAAACGUCAUCUUAAUCAAAAAUAGGAACCUCCUAUUUGUUUACAAGUUAUUUAGCUACUGCAUAAUUUUUACUGCAUAAUUACAUAAACCCUGUCAACCAAAAGGAAGAAGAUGGUGAAGCCAACAAUAACUUUUUGGGUGGUUACCCUAUUCACCUGCCUCGCGCAGGGUGACACCCGUGCCAUGGAGAGCGUGGAAUUCGACGGGUUCAACUACACGUGUCCCCCGCACUGCGACUACUGCACGGACGAUAAUACUUCCUGCCGCUAUUAUCCCGAUUCUAGAAACGAAGAGGGUGGGAUGCCGUUUUGGGUUAUCGGCCUCAUUAUCGUUGCCGCCUUCAUCGUUUGUUUCCUCUCACCGUGUGGAGUUUACUACUGUCGUCGAUACGACGUCUUCUACCUAUGCCGAUAUAAAUACCCGAAAGUGAUCUAUGUCGGAUUCGAUGGACCGUCACUCCCCUUAUGCGAGGAAGUAAAGCCGACCAAAUUUCAAAAAGCGGUUUGGACCUGUUUCUGUUGUAGCAAACCGGAAGCAGCAAACUCAAGGAUGCAAGAUGUUCAAGGACCACCCCCAUCAUUUGAGCGACAAGAAGAUACACAUGCCGCCAAUUAAUGACAACCCACAAAUUAAAUAUGAGUAGAAAGACAGCCACGUUUUUAACCUAAAUGUGAAUGUGUGGCCUAAUUUAUGUAUUUGGCUGGAUUUAAACUAGAAUUGAGACUAAUUAAUAAAUUUCUUAUGCACAUAA
This is a messenger RNA of Folsomia candida, 1112 nucleotides long. RefSeq lists its product as uncharacterized. The record is from RefSeq and is a predicted model, not a curated record. The coding region runs from base 473 to 976 and encodes 167 amino acids. The transcript has 4 exons. Lineage: Eukaryota; Metazoa; Arthropoda; Collembola; Entomobryomorpha; Isotomidae.